AUGGGCAAUUUACAACAGCAGUGUCGCGGAACUGGAACUACUGAACUUGAAUUGAAUCGUAAAGAUGCAAUUUAUGUUCCAAAUGAAACUCUGACGGGUACAGUUAGUUAUUUAAAACAUGCCGAAGCGUUUGUUGUCUUAACUGGCGUAAUUUAUUUUAAAAAACGAAAAAAGGCGGGCCUGGAAAAAUGUGAAGUGACAUUUUUCACCGUCGAAUAUCCUCUCAAACCGAAUCAUUCGAAAAGCCAACAGUUUCAAUUACAACUGGACGAUCGACUUCCGCCGUCAUUCAAUGAGCCCGAAACUUAUCCAAGCAUUUCGUAUACAGUGAGACUCGUCUAUAAGAAAGCGAAAGAACAAAUUCAUUCGUCGAUUCCGAUACGCGUUUGUCCUCACGUACAAAUCGAUCGACCUUUACUUCUAACACCGCUUUUUUUCGGUCCCAUCGAGAAUCAUCAAACGGGCAUUAAACUUGACGUUAAAGUCAAUCGUGCCAUAUUUACAUUCGACGACAUCAUCCAAAUCUUCUACGAACUUCAAAAUCCCAACCAAGAGUUUAUACACAAAACAGAAAUCAGUCUCGGGAUUUACUAUACAAUUGAAUCGAAUGUCUCACAAGAGGAUAUUUGCAUUGGCUUUGAGAGCUUUGAAAAUACAGCAUUGGACAACAAAUUGAUACGAAAUAAAGCUCUGUUGAAUAUUCCCGAGAAGAUCUAUUUACCUCCAACGUAUAAAUUUCAAUACGGACGUGACGGUGAACGCUCAUCGUUUAAUCUGACGAUUGAUUAUAAGAUACAAUUUCGAAUCUAUUUCGGUAAUGAACACACCAUGUGGCAAGUGGACAUUCCUAUUAUUUUAUGCAAUGAAACAAUACAACCACGAGAUAAUGAAAUGCCAGUGGAAUCAAAGGAAACAAUCUCAAAUGAUGCUAAUAUAACAAACAAAAUAGUUUCCUGA
Molecule: messenger RNA, 957 nt
Organism: Adineta ricciae
Lineage: Eukaryota; Metazoa; Rotifera; Eurotatoria; Adinetida; Adinetidae
Source: the annotation of a GenBank genome assembly